Molecule: messenger RNA, 1551 nt
Organism: Drepanopeziza brunnea f. sp. 'multigermtubi' MB_m1
Lineage: Eukaryota; Fungi; Ascomycota; Leotiomycetes; Helotiales; Drepanopezizaceae
Source: RefSeq, a predicted model, not a curated record
AUGGUACUUAUUCCAGUCGCUACCUAUGGCCUUCAGGUCCCUCCAGGAGACAUCAUCGUCCCUGCUAUUGCAGAAUUCCCUGCUACCGUAAGUCUCCGCAAGCUCUUCAUGCAGCCGCCUGGUCCUCCACGGAAAUUUCGCAUUACAAUGGCUGCCAUCGACCCUAGCGAGAUCGCCGAUGCCAAGGGGAUCGCCAAAGGUGGCCCUCCCCGCGCGACCUUGAAGCUCAUCCGCCAAGAGGGUUCCGAGGAAGACGAAGAUUCUGAGGAGUAUAUGCGCGCUCUGUUGGCCAGCGACGACUCUGAAGAGGAGAGCGAGUCAGAUGAGGAGGCGAACGGUGGCCCAAGUGAUCCAGCCAAGUCAAAGAAGGCCCGCAAGGCUGCUGCCCUCAAGCAGCUCAUGGAUACGCUGGAGAACGCCGAGUCUGACGAGGAGAUGAAGGAUGCCCCCAAUGGCAAGGCCAGCAAGAAGGGAAAGGCCAAGGCUACCGGUGAAGAGGAGGAGCUAUCCGAUGAGGACAGCGAUGAAGAUUCCGAGGACAUCGAAGUCGAGGAGUUUGUUCUCUGCACACUUGACCUAGAGAAGAACUUCCAACAACCACUUGACAUCACCAUCGGCGAGAACGAACGCGUCUUCUUCAAGGUUUCCGGUACCCACACAAUCUACCUCACUGGCAACUACGUUGUUCCCCAGGAUGAUGGACACAACCACCACCACGAGGUCUACGAUUCCGAGGAAGGCGACGAAGACGAAUAUGACCUGUCUCCUGAUGAGGAUGAGCUCGAUAUUGGGAUGGAUGACGAUGAGAGUGAUGAAUUGGAUACUCUUGAGAACCCGCGUAUUACCGAGGUCGAGUCUGAGGAUGAAGCCCCAAAGCUUGUCUCUGCCGACAAGAAGGGCAAGAACAAGCGCUCUGCUGAUGAUAUUGAAGAGGGUGCCUCGCUCGACGACAUCAUGGCCAAGAGCCUCAAGGACGGAGCUCCCGAGGAGAAGAAGCUCAGCAAGAAGCAACUGAAGAAGCUGAAGAAGAACAAUGGAGAGGCUGUUCCAGCCAAGGCGGAUGAGGCCCCAAAGGCAGACAGUCCCGCUGUCAAGUCUGAUAUCACCGACAAGAAGGUCCAAUUCGCCAAGAAUCUGGUUCAAGGUCCAACUGGAUCCGCCGAGAAGGCCAAACCCGCUGCUGUCGAGACUAAGGAAAGUAAGGGCAAGGCCACAUUGGGCGUCAAGAUGGUCAACGGUGUCAAGAUCGACGACAAGAAGCUUGGUUCCGGUCCAGCCUGCAAGAAGGGUAACAAGGUCGCUAUGCGUUACAUCGGCAAGCUCGAGAACGGAAAGGUCUUUGACUCAAACAAGAGCGGCAAGCCCUUCUCCUUCAAGCUUGGUACCGGCGAGGUCAUCAAGGGAUGGGACAUUGGUGUUGCUGGUAUGCAAGUCGGCGGCGAGCGCAGACUGACCAUCCCGGCCAACCUUGCGUAUGGCAGUAAAGGGGUGCCCGGGAUUCCCGGAAACAGCACCCUUAUCUUCGACAUCAAGUUGCUGGAUUCGAAGUAA